AUGAAUACUCCAUCAGAAAUGUGUGCAUACUGGCUCCCGGCAAUUAAUUUUGCUCUAGAUGGAGCUCCAAUUCCUUACAGGCCUGUUGGACAUCAUGCUAUGAAUAUAGUCCUACCGCCUGGAGAUCCAACAAUUGGAAUUUUGGGUGUUUGUAUAGCAGAAGCAUCUUUAUUAGAUCGGCUGGCAUCAUUAGUGUCUGCAUAUUAUAUAUUUGUUGGUAUAUUUGCAGGAAUAUCUAAAGCAGCAGGGCCAUGUAUGGAAGAUAAAUCAUUAGAGGAUUGGCCAUAUAUACCAUUAUUAUUUAUUUGGACACUACCUGUGAUUUAUAUUAGAAUAAGGAAAGGAAGAGUAGUAGAUAGAAUGCCCGGAGUAUUAGGAGGUCGAAUACCUGUUGCAAUUCCUUCACCAGUAAUAAUUAAUACCAGAAGAGCUCACACUGCAAUUACUGCUUUAGCUUCAGUUGCACUUCCUUGUCGGAUUUUUCUGCCGGAGCAAAUUUCUGACAAAGAGCACGCACAAGACCACGACUCUUCUUAUUGUUCCCAUCGUUUUCCAACCAUUUUUGUUCUAAACUUUAAACCCUUUUUACACAACCUUUCAACCGAUGAGAAUGUUUCAGUUUUACUUGUCCCAGAGGCCAGAACCCAUCAUAUUGUCUACAAUCGCAUCCCUUUGACAUUGCCUCACACUUGGGUAAAGUGGAGUCAACGUCCAUUCCCAGCACGAACAG
Messenger RNA from Racocetra fulgida, 730 nucleotides. Lineage: Eukaryota; Fungi; Glomeromycota; Glomeromycetes; Diversisporales; Gigasporaceae. The record is from the annotation of a GenBank genome assembly.